AUGUCGCUGAAAAUGGCCAGCAAGCUGAAAAAUGUGUUCACGGUGUCCAGAAACUUCACCAAUGGCCCACGUCUUCCCACAAAACUAUUGCACGCAAAGCCUGGAUUCGUUCCAAAAUAUGUGCCAGCUGAUGAAGCUUUGGCUAUGGUCGAAUCCAAUAAUGACAUCUACGUGGGAAACCAUGCUUCUGCUCCAAACGUUCUUCUAGAAGCAUUGUGUCGACGUGUCGACUCGGCGAACCUCAAUAAUAUUCGGAUGUCUCACUUGAUUCUGAGUGGAAACUGUCCACAGUUUGACCCGAAAUAUCGUGGCAAAAUUCUGAACAACAGUCUGUUCAUUUGUCCAGGAAACCGUAAGAAUGUCAACUUGGGUACUGCUGACUACACUCCGGUUUUUCUCUCCGAAGUUCCAUCACUGUACACUUCUGGAACACUGAACGUCGACGUGGCACUGAUUACUGUAUCUCCGCCUGAUGAUCUCGGAUUCUGUACACUCGGUGUCGAUAUUGAUUGCACACUUGCAGCGGCUACAAGUGCGAAAAAAAUCAUUGCUCUUGUUAACAGCACAAUGCCACGGACUCGCGGCCACACAACUGUUCAUUCGUCCCAUUUCGCAGCCAUGGUUCAGACGGACCGCCCGAUUGCAUUCCGUCAAGGAAACGAAGAGAUGUCCGAAGUUGAGCAGCGCAUCGGGAAACUCAUUGCUGAAAAUCUUGUUGAUAAUGGAGCAACUCUUCAAUUGGGAAUCGGAGCGAUUCCUGAUUCAGCCCUUGCCGCAAUGAACCAACACAAAGAUUUGGGGAUUCAUACAGAAAUGUUUAGUGAUGGAGUAACUGAUUUGAUAGACCUUGGAAUUAUUAAUAACCAAAAGAAAGCGUUCAUGCCUGGAAAGACAGUAUCAUCCUUUGCUUUUGGAACCAAGGAAUUCUAUAAAAAGAUUGAUAACAAUCCCGAGUUCUAUUUCGCACCAUGUGACUUCACUAAUCACAUCGACAUCGUUCGCCGCAACAGCAAAAUGACAUCAAUCAACUCUGCAAUCGAAAUCGAUUUGACUGGACAGAUUGUAUCUGACUCGAUUGGACGUAACUUUUUCAGUGGAUUCGGAGGACAAGUUGAUUUUAUGGCCGCCAGUCCUCAUGGUUUCGAUGGUCUGGGAAAAGCGAUUAUUGCAUUGCCAUCGAGAACCACGAAGGGACAAACAAAAAUUGUGCCAUUUUUAACACAGGGAUCUGGCGUUGUCACCACCCGCGCCCACGCUCGUUACAUCGUCACCGAGCACGGAAUCGCCAAUCUUUGGGGAAAAUCCAUCCGCCAACGAGCCUACGAGCUCAUUCAAAUUUCACAUCCUGAUGAUAGAGAGACGCUUGAAAAAGCAGCAUUUGAACGAUUCAAAGUAAUGCCAUCUGCAUGA
Messenger RNA from Caenorhabditis briggsae, 1410 nucleotides. Bases 1 to 1410 code for a protein of 469 amino acids. The transcript has 5 exons. Gene Ontology annotation, molecular function: acetate CoA-transferase activity. The record is from RefSeq and is a predicted model, not a curated record. Gene Ontology annotation, cellular component: mitochondrion. Lineage: Eukaryota; Metazoa; Nematoda; Chromadorea; Rhabditida; Rhabditidae. Gene Ontology annotation, biological process: acetate metabolic process.